Messenger RNA from Adineta ricciae, 771 nucleotides. NCBI's taxonomy places the organism in Eukaryota, Metazoa, Rotifera, Eurotatoria, Adinetida, Adinetidae. The record is from the annotation of a GenBank genome assembly.
AUGUACCAACUACCGCACUAUUCAGAUGCGCUCAAGCAAUUUCCCUCGGCUGCACUGACAGCAUACUUCGCUUCUGGUGGUGGAAAUCCAGGCUCUGGAAAUCCAAUGGCAGCUGCAAGCAAUCAUCAUUCGUUAGCUGCAGCAGCUGCUGCCGCUGCUGCUGUAGUUUCACAUAAUAAUCCAUUUUCGAUUGAUAAUAUUCUUGGUACACGUCCACGUUUACCAGUUCAUUUAUCACCUUAUUAUGCAUCACCAUCAGCAAGUACUGCUCAAGCUGCAGCUGAUUUCUACUAUCGAUGCCGUCGCGAAACGCUCGAUAAAUCUCAACGAACUGACGGCGAAAGUAUUGCAACAGGUUCAUCAACGCCAAGUGCAAAUUCCAGUUCAUCACUUAGUAGUGUUGGUCAUGAACCUACAGCAAACAAUGAUCAUUCGUCUUCAACAUCACAUAAUCUCGUUGUCGGUUGUUCGACAACCUCAAUUUCUGCUGCAAAUAGUACUAGUUCAAGAUCAGAUUUAUCACCUGGAAUUUCAUCAGCACAUUCUCCAACGUAUGCUCAACAACCGUUAGCUUUAACAACAUCGAAUACGCGAUUGAGUAAUGGUAGCAAAAAUAAUCAUGAUGACGAUGAUGACGAUGAUGACGAUGGUGAUGAUGAUGAUGACGAUGAUCAUACCUUUGCUAAUCCAUCUUCUCGAAAAGAAACUUUUCCAAUCAACCAUAUUCGUCAACAACAACAAUCGCCUGCUGGACCUUAUGUCAAAUUCUAG